UCAUCGAUCGAUUACUUGUCAAACAAAGUGUCAAAAAUUGUGUGUUUAUCAAUGUGUGUUAAAACAAAUCCUGUAAUUAAUGUAAAAUGUCGUGUCAGAUUAAUGUGACGGCUAACAUAGCUGAUGUUGCCGCAAUCAGGAGAUGUCUUUUCCCUACCGACGACUCAAGAGGGUCUGAUAGUUGGUUACAGCUGUGUGAAUUAUCCGUGUCACCAACAGGUGAUAUAAUAGCAAUAGCAAAUGAGCGAAGACUUGUGAUUUUAACCGCUAAAUGGGACACCACCUCUUCGAUUAGUCAAUUUCAAAUAAGUUACUCUGGUUCGAUACACGAAAGUGAUAAUAUAAGGGCUGUGGCAUGUUUACCUAUUGUUGGUCAGAGUAAAAGCUCUCAUGUUGGGACAGAUUGGACUUGUGUUGUGCUUGGUUUUGAGUCAGGUUUUCUACGCUUUUACACUGAAAGUUGUGAGUUACUAUUAGAAGAACAGCUCCACAAUGAAGUUAUCGGAACCAUCAAGUGCCGCAGUCAACAUAAUCCACGACCCGACAUCGCCCCAGACUUACACCCAGAAGAACUCUAUGUUCAGUAUCAAAGUACCGUUUGUGUCGUAGCAGGCAACCAGUUAUUUCCAGUGUUACGAGUUUGUAGAAGUGAAUUAGCUAGAGUACAAGCCAAAGGGGAUACUCUAGAACCAUCCCAUGGUAACUUAACCCCCAAAAAAUGGGGCUUCCAAGACCAGGCCACCAUUAAUGACAUUGCGGUGGUAGGUGUCAAUCUGCAUGGAACUUUUGAUCAUUUACUAACAGCUUCCACAUGUGGCGGUUUUGAGACAAGGUAUCGCUCUUCUGCCCCUUAUAAUAAUCUUGUCUUAGCCACGGGCUCCCGCCCCUUUGUUGGUUAUCACUACGCUCUUGAAGGCUGUCCUCAACCUGUCUUCAGUGAUGUUGCAAAAGCUGUCGCAACAAAAUUAAAAUCAGCUUUACCGGGUUGGCUUACCGGGGGCAAAACAGCAGCCGAGAAACCGAUGUCAGUAGCCAUGCAACCGUCAGAAACCAUGGGCUGUAGAUUUGGUUUAUGCGACCUACGCAGAACAGCAACGAAUAUCGUUCUCUCGCCCGACCAUAAACUAGCAGCAGUUUCCGACGCUCUGGGUCGCGUUUUAUUAAUGGACGCCUUCAGAGGCAUCACUUUACGAAUUUUCAAAGGCUACCGCGAAGCCCAGUGUUCCUUCAUACAAGUACCAGACGAAAGACAUUCAAAGCAUCGGAUAGGAAAUAAAGUAGCGUUGUUUUUAGUGAUUUAUUCGUCUAAAAAAGGUACUAUCGAGAUUUUCACCGUACAGCAGGGUCAAAAGGUUACCACGUUCUCGGCAUCUAGAUAUAGUAGGUUAGUUUACAAUAAUUACGGCUUAAUGGGGUUCACCACGACGUUGAAGUCGCGAUUUGUGUGUCAGUUUGAUACGGUACUGAUAGAUAACGACGGACAGAUCAAGGAGGUUUCGAUACCCUUCCAUUUUGCGCUAAGCGAAAAAAAUAAUAAACGGGCUCGUGAUAUACAUUUGUUUAAAAAACUGAAACAGUUUUUGAAACAUGGCGAAUGUGAUAAGGAAGCUUUAGAGGGGGAGAUUUUGAAAAUUUCCACUGAAAUAAAGACUGCGGAGUUGAAGUUGCAAACGUUGGAGUUGUUGCUAGGGGAUAAGAAUCUUCCCGCUGAGAUAAUUUUAAAAUGUGUUCAAUGCUUUAUAGAGGAUAAUACGGAGACGGAUGACAAUUUGAAAACCAUCUCGCAGAGUGUGAGUUCGUUGCUUAAUUUUUACCUAUUCACGAGAAAGGAAGAGUUAGAUGAGAAAAAUGGUAACUCGGGGGAGGUUUCAGGAGAAACGCAAAUACACUUAGAGACGAAGCAGUUGGGGAAUUUACAAAAACUUUUAGAUUUAAGUACAAUGAAAGACCAGAAGUUAGAACUUAAAGUAGGGUUUUUAGAAAGCGGAAUUUUGUCUCCCUCGGAAUUUUUAUCGGUGUUCAAUCUAAAUCAAACUGAAGUUAUCACUCUAAAGCAAAACGUAGACGAUAGUUUGUUAUUUAGAACGUCAGAACUGAUUUUUAAAACUUACGUCCAAAGCCCUAAAUUGCAAGGUUUGGAAGAAGAAAUCCAAAAUUGCAAAAUUCCAACUAGAGAUCUUUUCUUCUUAUUGAUUCACUAUUGGGUUAAUCGAUCUUUGAACAAUGUUAAUCUAGAAAAUGAAAUGAACAACUUGUACUCUUUGAUCGCUGUUUUGGUAAAAACUGCCAAAGUGGAAGAAAUUACGGCCGACUAUAGCUCCACUUCGACGUUUUGGGAGGGUAUUAGAGACAUUCUAGCCAAUUCUUCGAGACCGUUCCCUGCUCUAACCGCAGCCAUUUUGUGUAAACUGAUAUCAGAACAAAUCGAAGCUUCCAGUAGUGUGGACGACGAAAACAUCGAGAUUUUGUCACAAGAAAGCAUAGAAUGGACUCUACUGAUCGGAAAACUCGAGGAUGUCUCCCUUUUAAACAUAGUUUUAGCCAACAAACCCGUGGCAAAAUUCACCACCUUACCGAAGCUCAAACAUGACCAUAUUGACAUUAGUUUGAAGUAUAUUCUAGACAAAGGGAAAGGGUCGGUUAGUGAGUUAGUAGCUCGUUGGUUGACAAUGUGUGGAAUAAAUCCAGAAAACAUCGUCAUUAAUGACGCUCUACUCAAAAAACAACAAGACGACACUCCUAGUGUGUCGUCUGACGACAACGACGACGAUUUGCCCGAACAAGACAUAAUGCCCCAUAAAAUCGAAGAAGUGCAGUCGGAGCAAGUGUUCGAACUGUUAAAUUUGCUAAAAUCACAGUUCCCCUAUAGCUUGGAAGCUAGUGUUGUCUUGACGAACAUGUGUUGGGAGUAUGCUCUAGCUUGGCAAAAGAACAUCGAAGAUUUAGGCAACCUAGAGGCUUGCAUUAAAUGUUUAACACACAUCACCAGCUCACAUAUCAGAGAAGGUCUAUACAACCUCGUGUGGAACACCCACUUGAAGAUCAUCUUCGAAAGCGCCAGCAAACUUAUAAACAAAGUUGGCAAGUUGCCGAAAGAGAGACUUUGCAAGCAAGACACCGGUUUGUCCGACUACCAGGUUGCGAUUUUCUUAGGGAUCACUACAAAUUUUCUAGACACGUAUAUGGACGCAGUACAACAAAGUUACGGUAUUGUUAAGCCCGUUCUUCAGUUUGAGCAAGUUUGGGAAAACGGACCACAGCCUCUGGUAGAGUUAGCUCUUCAACAGAACGCAAUCAACUACGAUUUGCUGCAUCUACACUACCAGUUGAGUUUGACACUACAGAUGAUCACCGCGUUUUCGAUCAAACAUUCAAAACCUCUCAAUAACUUGUUCGAGUCGUAUAUGCUCAGCCUUUUUUUCAUCGAUUUUCAGACGAAGGCUCAAAUCAAUUGGAACUAUAGCGAUUUUAAAGUGCAAACUUCUCGAACACAGUUUUUGUUCAAAGUGAUAUCGGCAAGUCUGGAAAGUGUGACUGUCAAUGAUAAUAAGAUAUUUGCGGCUGAUCAUAUCAGGUGGAUGUCGAAGUGCGUAGAUCUUGGGAAACUGUGGAAUUUGGAGUUGGAUGUUUUGAGGAGGUAUGAACUUGUUCAGAUUUAUACGAACGGUUUUGAUAGUUUCGGCGACGAACUGUUUCGUUGUGUGGAACAAAAGAAUAAGUUAGGACCAGAAUUGUUGGCUAUUGCGGGUAAACGAUUGUCACAAUUUCUGACAACAUCGCCCAACUUGUGUCAGAAUGUUGUAGCUUUAAGUACUGCCGUCACACGAUACAUGGACCAGUUGAACGGUGAUUGGUGUGCCCCUAGUAGCUUAGAAGGUAUCGAAAAUUUAGCCAAUCGUAGUCUUUCGUGUCUAGACGAGAGUCAGUACGAAUACAAAAUAGCGGAAUUGUUACUAGACGGCUGUCAAACGUUACAGAGUAUUUACAAGAGCAAUUCAUAGUGAUUCAUACUUUCUGAUUUUACGUCGGUUACAUUGUUAAAAGAUCUAUUUAUAUACAGAUACGAUUGUGAUUUAUGAAUUAAACCAUUUGCAAGUA
Messenger RNA from Zophobas morio, 4098 nucleotides. It is a transcript of the gene Rab3-GAP, whose product is annotated as rab3 GTPase-activating protein non-catalytic subunit. Gene Ontology annotation, biological process: regulation of GTPase activity. The coding region runs from base 87 to 4001 and encodes 1304 amino acids. The transcript is spliced from 6 exons. The record is from RefSeq and is a predicted model, not a curated record. Gene Ontology annotation, molecular function: protein binding. Lineage: Eukaryota; Metazoa; Arthropoda; Insecta; Coleoptera; Tenebrionidae.